CCCAGGAAUUUUCAUACAGAUUUUCGGUAUCCACCGCGAUGCCCCCAUGGGGGCGGAUAUUAAUUUCCCCCUGUCAGAUCCCUUUACACAGUUCCGACAAACAAGCGCUAACUUUUUUAAUCAAUCUUUUUUAUUAAAAAUAUUAAAAGCUGUUGUUAAAAAACUGAUUGAAAAGAAAUAGGAGUCUAUAAAAGUGUAUCUAAAAUUUUAUAUGCCAUGUGGAGGAGAGGAAGAAGAAUCCUGAGCUAAAUUUAUCAAGUUCAGCGGAAGUGACAAAUUUGAAGGGUUGAACCAACAAGUUUCGAGCGAGGCGUGGGUAAUCCAUGUUUAGGGUAACAUUUGCGUGACGGGCGGCACGGUAGAUCGUCGGUGUCGCAAUCCUUAAUGAAUAAGUAACGGGUAAAUGAACAUUUUUCGCGAAGCUCCGCCUUAAUUUUAUCUGCGUGCGGCAGGGAUGUACGAAGAGGAGGCGCGCAUAAAACAGACCGGCGCUUUGCCAGGUGCGAGCAGUGUCAGUUCCAACGCGGGACGUAUAUUACCUGUUACGCGUUACCUCCGCCGCGAGAACUUCGUACGACUUCCGACCGCAUAAAAAUUGUAUCCGAUCGACCGUGUGUCACGCGCGUAAGUGGAUCAAAGUUUCUUGCCCGGCAAUCAGGAGGGCGAUCGAGUGGGAAUCGGAAUCGCGGUGGUAUUCGAAGAAAGAAAGACGAAGAAAAAGAAUUUGAUCUAAGCCGGCGAUUAUCAUGAACAUCGAUGAGUUUCAAGUACGCGGCAAGGAGAUGAUCGAGUACAUAUGCGAGUACCUGCGCACCUUGGAGGGAAAAAGGGUGACAGCUAACGUGGACCCGGGUUAUCUGAGGCCUCUUUUGCCAAAGGAAGCGCCGGCCAAAGGGGAGUCUUGGGAUACGAUAAUAAGGGACGUGGACAGCAAAAUAAUGCCCGGGAUUACGCACUGGCAACAUCCACGAUUUCACGCGUACUUCCCAGCCGGCAACUCAUUCCCGUCGAUUCUCGGGGACAUGUUAUCCGACGCGAUCGGCUGCAUAGGUUUCUCCUGGGCGGCCAGUCCCGCCUGCACGGAAUUAGAAACGAUCGUCCUUGACUGGUACGCAAAAGCGAUCGACCUUCCACCAGAGUUCCUGGCCGAGCACAAAGGUUCAAAAGGUGGAGGCGUGAUACAAGGUUCUGCCUCCGAAUGCAUUUUGGUCACGAUGCUCGCAGCACGAACCCAGUCGAUUCGGACUUUGAAGGAACAGGACCCGAGCACCGAGGAUUCAGCGUUUUUGCCACGGUUGGUGGCUUACUGUUCUACAGAAGCUCAUUCCUGCGUGGAGAAGGCGGCGAUGAUCAGCUUAGUGAAACUCCGCGUUCUAGAACCCGACGAAAAAGGCUGCCUACGAGGUAAGCGACUCGAGUCUGCCAUACGCGAAGAUGUGGCGAACGGCUUGGUGCCAUUCUUCGUCUCGACGACGCUCGGUACCACCGGCUCUUGCGCGUUCGACAAUCUUGUUGAAAUCGGGCCGGUCUGCAAACUCUACCCAAACAUCUGGCUACACGUGGACGGCGCUUAUGCUGGGAACGCGUUCAUCUGCCCAGAGAUGAGAACGUUGAUGGCUGGCAUUCAACACGCGGACUCGUUUAACACCAACCCGAAUAAAUGGCUAUUGGUGAACUUCGAUUGUUCAUGCUUAUGGGUGCGAGACCGGGUGAAACUCACGUCGGCACUCGUCGUGGAUCCAUUGUAUCUUCAGCACGCCAGAUCCGGCGAAUCGAUCGACUAUCGCCACUGGGGUAUUCCUCUCAGUAGACGAUUCAGGGCGUUAAAGUUGUGGUUCGUAAUGAGAUCAUACGGAAUAACAGGAUUACAGAAAUAUAUAAGGAAUCAUAUCAGACUGGCGAGACGGUUCGAAACUUUAAUGAAGCGAGAUAAGAGAUUCGAGAUUACGAACGACGUGAGAGUAGGUCUCGUUUGUUUCCGGUUAAAAGAGAGCGACGAAAUAAAUCAGGAAUUGUUGGCGAACAUCAACGCGUCCGGGAGGCUUCACAUGAUCCCAGCCAGAGUCAUGGGCAAAUAUAUAUUGAGAUUCUGCGUGAUCAAAGAGAACGCGACCGAUGAUGAUAUCGAUUACGCUGUGGACGUGAUCGAGGAGCACGCGACAGAGGUGAUGCUCGCUCAUUACGAGGGCACCGAAGACGAGUUCAGGGCGAAGGGACCGAAGAGUCCCGCGGCAUUGGACAAGAAGCUCGUGCGGAAGUUCAGCUUCACCAGGAGCGUAACCAGAGACGUUUACAAACGAUCGAUCUCGAAGUCGAGCCUCCACGACGGCGCUACACCGAUCAUGGUCGUCGAGGAUAACGCGCAGGUCGACACCAUCGAGGAAGACGUGUUUUGUAAUAGCAGGUCGUGACGAUCCCGACGAUGAUACCAAGAUGAUCGAUGAAUUAAUGCGAAAAGCUUUUCGAAACCCGACCGGGUCGCGUAUAAAAGUAUCGAGAAUAGUUCCGUGAAUUUUGUUGGUUUUUUAGGGAACGGCCAAUGACGGGGAUCACGUUUCUCUUUGAGAUGGGAUUCGAUCGAAUGGAUUCCGAGUAUUAGUUAAAAGAAUGUGUCUUCUCGCACGUUACAUUUGAAUUGAGUUUGCCUGCUGUUAGAAGGCAUUAACGAUGAGGAGCUUCUUUGGGAAGUUGGCAAAUCGUUUGGGAAUUCGCCUUUCCACGCACGAUUUUAUGCAACGUAAGUGGAACUGGAAUUUAUUUUCGUAUUUAAAUGAAAAUAGGGCAGGAGAUAAUAUGCUGACGAGAAUAAUCGUUCAUACACGUAGGAAUUGUACUAAUUUUUGUAAACGCGUCAGAUGAUCGAUAGCGAUUACAAUCGAAUACGAUUUGUCAUUCAUCUAACAAGUUAGAACGUAAUUAAAGUUUAAUAUGUAGUUAUACAGAAAUAAGAACAUCGAUUGUCUUUUAGGCUAUCAAUAGAUAUAACAUCAAAUCGUUUCCGUGAACAUAUGAAAAUAGACCGAGUGCUCGAGUGGGAGACUUGGAACCAGGCGAUUUAGAGAAAGAAAAUGAAUGGAAGAGUUUACUUUCUUUCUGUAUGCGAGAGUGGGAGAGACAGAAACUCAUUCAAAGCAUGCUUUCUCUAUCUUCUACGGGCUCAACAAAAAUACAUUCGACGCUCGGUCUAUUCCCUUAUGUUUAUGAUCGUUCCACGAACGAAUUACGUACGAAAAAGACGAUAAUCUCGUGUUAGAUUAUUCGAAAAUAGAUACGAAAUGAAGACCUAACGUUUACGGUUGGAAUUUUGUCCUUAAACAUUAAUUAGAUCGUAUAUAUUACGUGUUUCUCUCCGGAGAGAUCGCUGAUAUUCCAGACGCGUUUGGAUUUGUAUCCAGCACAAUGCAAUCUAGAUUGUACUUACAGUGAUUAUUUAUUUCGUAUGUAAAUUUAACGUAAUAAAAUUGAAGUUCGUACUGUAA
Molecule: messenger RNA, 3479 nt
Organism: Ceratina calcarata
Lineage: Eukaryota; Metazoa; Arthropoda; Insecta; Hymenoptera; Apidae
Product: tyrosine decarboxylase
Exons: 4
Coding region: 747-2411 (554 amino acids)
Biological process (GO): carboxylic acid metabolic process; amino acid metabolic process
Cellular component (GO): cytoplasm
Molecular function (GO): carboxy-lyase activity; pyridoxal phosphate binding
Source: RefSeq, a predicted model, not a curated record